GGCACAACAAUGCUCCGCCCACCGGCGUGGGUGUGAGUCGAACUUCAGAGGUAACGCAACACACCCUGGAGGCUGUUCGGGAUUAUGGGAGAACAUUCUAGAGCUUUCUGUGUAUCUGGGUACAAAAUAACGUCCCCGGUUGGUGGACGUUGCCAUUCACAGUGACACUGUCCGUGUGUGUUUAGGAUUAGUGGGACUUUUAAUCGGUCUGGUUGCAUUCGUGUUAUUACCUGUUCGACUUUUCUACUUGUUUCCACCGCUUCUGCCUCCGCACCAACCCCAUUCUGCUGUCGACAUGGGGAAAGAUUACUACGAUGUGCUCGGUAUCACGAAAAGUGCCACAGUAGACGAUAUAAAGAAGGCCUAUCGUAAGCAGGCCCUUCGGUAUCAUCCCGACAAGAACAAGUCGCCGGAAGCCGAGGAUAAAUUUAAAGAAAUAGCAGAGGCGUAUGACAUUUUGAGUGACCCCAAGAAAAAAGAUGUCUAUGAUCGGUUUGGUGAAGAAGGUCUGAAGGGGGGGGGAGGCCCGACGGGGGCCGGGGCGGGGGGUCCUGGUACCUUCAACUACACGUUCCAGGGGGACCCACAUGCAGUCUUUGCAGAAUUCUUUGGUGGACGUAACCCAUUUGACCAAUUAUUUGGCAACCGCAAUGGGGGCUUUCAUGAGGAAAUGAACCAGGAGGACCCUUUCGCCCGCUUUGGGAUGUCCGGUGGUGGGCUGGGAGGUCUCCCUCGCUCCUUUAGCAGUGGGAUGGGGGGGAUGGGUGGGAUGGGGGGGAUGGGAGGUGGCACUAGUUUGACCAAACGUCAGGACCCCCCUGUGGUGCAUGACCUCCAGGUGACCCUGGAAGAAGUGUUCUCCGGGUGCGUCAAGAAGAUGAAGAUCUCCCACCAGCGGCUGAACCCUGACCGACGGAGCUGGAGAACCCAGGACAAGAUCCUGGAGGUGGAGAUAAAGAAGGGGUGGAAGGAGGGCACGAAGAUCACCUUCCCCAAGGAGGGCGAUGAGACGCCCACCAACAUCCCGGCGGAUGUUGUUUUUGUUUUGAAGGACAAGCCCCACCCGGUGUUCCGGCGGGACGGCGCUGACAUCAUUUACCCCGCCAAAGUCUCCCUUAGAGAUGCCUUGUGCGGCUGCACUGUGAGGGCGCCUACAUUGGACGGCAGGACGGUAACCCUGACAACCAGCGACAUAGUCCGCCCCGGGAUGAAGCGACGGAUCACCGGAGAGGGUCUACCUCUCGCUAAGUCUCCCGGUCGUCGAGGGGACCUAGUGGUGGAAUUUGAGGUGAAGUUUCCGGAAAGUCUCAGUGCUAGUGCACGAGGGACGAUUUCCCAAGUGCUUCCAACUUCGUAAAGUCCAGCCCCUAUCCCAGAAGGACAUUCAAGACUUUGAAAUGAGCGUUCAAAAAACUGGCUCCAGGCUCCCAUGAUAAAUUGCUUUCACUUUAGAUCACAAGGAUAGUGCAUAUGGACCACCCUGGCAUUUGACAAUGGACAAUAGAAGGGUAGAUGUAAUCUCCUCAAGAACAGUCUUUAAAGUCAGUGCAGUUUGCUCUACCGUCUUCAACAAAGCGUUUGAGAGAAAGUAUUUAUAUUUUUUUAUAAAAUCUAGUCAGAUAAUAUAUCGGGUUAUUCCUAGUUUUAGGAAUAAGUGUGUUUAUAUGGGGGUAUCCAAAUCAAAUGAUUAUUGUUUCUUUAGUUGUAUUAAGGGGCAAAUUAAUUAAUUCAUGCUUUUUGUGGGGCUUUGUGCUAAUAGUUGAGUUUCUUUGUCUGGUUUCACUCAACAUGUUUUGGAAUAGAUGUUUACACUGCUAAUUGGUGCUUGCGGUUGUCAUAACGCAACACUCCUGUUUGUGUUUAUAUGUUGACAUGAAUGUGUACAAUUGUUAUUAAAGGAGAUGCAUUGCUGCCAACCGUUCGAUUUAAGAAGCACAGUGUAUAUUUUUGUCAUUCCAAACUGGCUAAACACAACAACAUGUAUAACUGGAGAUUCCACUUAGUUUUUGUAAUUGGCUCUGGGCAUUAAAACAAGAAUACAUUAAUGUAAAAGACCAAAACUAGCGGGCGAUCCUUUCUAAAAGUAGGAUGCAUUGGAUUUUAAAAGCAUUGUAUACAAUAUUGGUAAAGAUGUCAAAUGUGUG
Molecule: messenger RNA, 2144 nt
Organism: Gadus morhua (Atlantic cod)
Lineage: Eukaryota; Metazoa; Chordata; Actinopteri; Gadiformes; Gadidae
Gene: dnajb1b
Product: DnaJ heat shock protein family (Hsp40) member B1b
Exons: 3
Coding region: 296-1357 (353 amino acids)
Biological process (GO): negative regulation of transcription by RNA polymerase II
Cellular component (GO): cytosol
Molecular function (GO): Hsp70 protein binding; transcription corepressor activity
Source: RefSeq, a predicted model, not a curated record